This is a messenger RNA of Salvia splendens (bonfire salvia), 3574 nucleotides long. RefSeq lists its product as uncharacterized. The record is from RefSeq and is a predicted model, not a curated record. Bases 901 to 2304 code for a protein of 467 amino acids. Gene Ontology annotation, molecular function: nucleic acid binding; zinc ion binding; aspartic-type endopeptidase activity. Lineage: Eukaryota; Viridiplantae; Streptophyta; Magnoliopsida; Lamiales; Lamiaceae. Gene Ontology annotation, biological process: proteolysis. The transcript is spliced from 3 exons.
UCCAUAUCUCAUUCUCACCUUAAAAAUCUCCAACCAAAUACUCUCUAUUAACUCCAUUUAUACAUCUCCUCCCACAAUCUCAACAAACCGUCAUUCCUGCAGCUUUUCUUCCCUUCAUUGAAGUGUGGAGGAGAAACCCAGAGAGUAGUGAUCUUUUUCAAUACCUUCUCUUCUGCAAGUUCUGCUUCUUCCGUGAAGAAUGCCACCGAGACGUGGACGUGGACUUGGGCGUGCACAUGGGCGCGGACGUGGACGUGGACGUGGACGUGGACGUGGAGAGGAGGACCCCGUGGACCCUCAGAAUGUAGAGGGAGAGCAACCACCACCACCACCACCACCACCACCACCACCACCUCUACCACCGCCUCAACCCAAACAAUACAUUGAUACCUUUUUUAGGCAAAACCCCACAGUUUGAUGGACUGGGAGAGCCGUCUAAGGCAGAGACUUGGAUACUCGCCCUCGAGCGCAUAUUUGAUUUUAUGGAGUGCACCGACAAGGAACGCCUCGCUUGUGUAACUUUCCAGUUAACCGGGCCCGCAGAUUUUUGGUGGGAUACCAAGCUAAGGACAAUGAACCCUGAACGCCGUGAAGCGCUUACUUGGGAGAUAUUCAAGGAAGAGAUGUACAAUAAGUACGUUCCCAUGAGCUAUAGGUGAGCAAAGGUAGUUGAAUUACAUACUUUGAAGCAAGGGAAUAUGACGGUGACAGAGUACGAUCGUGCACUGUGUGAAAUGACUCGAUAUGCUCCUGAGUUGGUGGAUAUAGAUGAGAAAAUGGCAGAAAAGUUCCUUGUUGGUCUCAAGCACGAAAUAAGAGUAGCAGUGGCAAGUCGCAGGACUUUCAUAUUCUGAGAUUUUGGCUUGUUCAUUAGAUGUGGAAGAAGCGUUGCCUAAGGAGAUGACAGUAGCAAAUACUACACCAGUGCCACUUCAACAACAUAAUUUUAGAGAUAAGAGGAAAUGGGAUGGAGAUCGGACUCCAUAUGAUAACAAGAGGCAGCAACCCAUCAGAAACACACCGCAGUACGGAGGUAGACAGAGUGCUCCCUAUCAGAGCGGUGACUUCCGGCCUAGAGCCCCCCCGUGUGCUAAGUGCUUUAAGAACCAUUUUGGGGAGUGCAAAGAAAUGAGCAAUAAAUGCUACACUUGUGGUGGAAAUGGUCACUUCUCUAGAGAAUGCCCGAGUAAGAUUAUGGGGGUGGGAGCAAGACAGAACAAUCAAGGGUUUCGUCCGCAAGUGCGGGCACUGCAAGCCAAGCCGAGGGGAUACUUACCCGCACCACAACAGCAGCAGCAGCAACAGCAACGUCAUCAAGGACUUCCCACUCAGGCGAGGUCAUAUGCUUUAAAAGGGAAACAACCGACGAACCAGCAAGAGAAUCAAGAGCAAGGAAACUUGGCAGGUAUGGGCACGCUCCUCGACAUGCCUAUUGUUGUUUUGUUUGAUACGGGUGCAUCACAUUCUUUUAUAUCAGCAUCAUGUGUGAAUACUUUAGAACUGCCUAUCAAUAGAACUGAACAGAGAAUGAGUGUGACUUCACCCGUAGGAGGAACUAUAGAUAUUUCACAAAUUUGCUCGAAUGUAGGAUUUACUAUGGGAGAACUUAAGCUAGGUGCACACAAAUUGCAAGUUAUGUCGAUGGGGGGUGUAGAUAUAAUUUUGGAAAUGGAUUGGUUGGCCGAGAAUCAUGUUACCAUUCACUGCAAAGAGAGGGAGAUCUCUUUCCGAACCCCUGGAAAGGAGCCGACUAUAUUUUAUGGGAUUUCUAUGAAUCGACGCAAGUCCAUAAUUUCUGCACUUCAAGCGACGACUAUGACGAGGAAGGGAUGCCCAGCGUAUCUCGUCUAUCUAAUAGGAGAGAAGAAGAAAGAAAGAAGCAUAGAGGAUGUGGCAGUAGUGAAAGAAUUUCCAGAUGUUUUUCCCAACGCCUUGCCAGGACCACCACCCGAUAGACAGUUGGAGUUUACAAUUGAUUUGGAGUCAGGAUCAACACCGAUAUCUAAAGCACCAUACCGUAUGGCGCCUAAGGAAUUGGAAGAACUUAAGAUACAACUACAAGAGUUGUUAGACUUGGGUUUCAUUAGACCCAGUGUGUCGCCGUGGGGAGCACCGGUGUUUUUCGUGAAGAAGAAGGAUGGAACAUUGAAGAUGUGCAUAGAUUAUCGAGAGUUGAACAAGUUGACACUCAAGAACAAAUAUCCACUGUCGAGGAUAGAUGAUUUGUUUGAUCAACUCCGUGGAGCCGGAGUAUUCUCAAAAAUGGAUUUGAGAUCGGGAUACCAUCAACUGAGAGUCCGAUGAGAAGAUGUACCCAAGAUGGCUUUCCGAACUAGAUACGGCCAUUAUGAGUUUAUAGUAAUGCCUUUCGGAUUGACAAAUGCCCCGACUGUAUUUAUGGACCUUAUGAAUCGUGUGUUCCAUCCAUACUUGGACAACUUUGUCUUAGUCUUCAUAGAUGACGUCCUUAUCUACUCAAAGAAUGAGAAGGAACAUGAAGAACAUUUGAGGACUACCUUGGAGACAUUAAGGGCCGAGAAACUCUACGCCAAGUUCAGUAAGUGUGAGUUUUGGCUUAAGGAAGUGAAUUUCCUUGGACACAUAGUGAGCGCGGAUGGAAUUCGAGUAGACCCUGCAAAGGUGGAAGCUGUACAGAAAUGGAAAUCACCAACCACACCUAAUGAUAUUCGGAGUUUUCUAGGACUGGCGGGAUAUUAUCGGAGAUUCAUCGAAGGAUUUUCUAAGAUAGCAAGGCCAAUGACUCAACAACUAAAGAAGGGGGUCAAAGUGAAUUGGACGCCGGAGUAUAAGGCGAGUUUUCAGUUAUUGAAAGAGAAGUUGACCACGACACCAAUUCUCGCCGUACCAGAGCCGGACACUAACUACGUGGUGUAUACCGAUGCAUCAAAAGUUGGACUCGGAUGUGUACUUAUGCAGAAUGGGAAAGUGAUUGUGUAUGCAUCAAGGCAGUUGCGGCCACAUGAGUUGAACUAUCCGACACAUGACUUGGAGUUGGCCGCAGUUGUACAUGCUUUGAAGAUUUGGAGACACCAUCUUUAUGGAGUUCGAUGUGAGAUAUAUACGGACCAUAAAAGCCUCAGGUACUUCUUUGAACAAAAGGAUUUGAACAUGUGCCAGCGUAGAUGGCUUGGGUUGGUGAAGGAUUAUGAUUGCAGUAUAAACUAUCACACAGGAAAGGCGAAUGUAGUGGCUGAUGCCCUAAGUAGAAAGUCUCAACCUCAAUUGGCCACUUUUCUCACGAACAAAGAGAACUUGAUACGAGAGUUCAGUAAAAUGCGAUUGGAGGUAGUGAGAGCACCCGAGACAGUGGAAGGAAGGAUCGCCACCUUGGUGAUGGAACCCGACCUAAGGGCUAGAAUCGUGGAAGCUCAAAGACGCGAUACUUUACUUGAGAAAAUCCGUUUGGAAGUGAGGACAGGGGAGCAAACCCUGCUCGGACUAGUGUACACCCCGUAGAUCGUGUGCUAUCUCUUUGGAGUUGGCCGGUCUAGUGACUUGGUUCGUGGCCACGUUCCUUGUCAUGUAUGUUUUUGGUGUACUUGGGUUUCUUUUA